Molecule: messenger RNA, 4020 nt
Organism: Clarias gariepinus (North African catfish)
Lineage: Eukaryota; Metazoa; Chordata; Actinopteri; Siluriformes; Clariidae
Gene: fam184aa
Product: family with sequence similarity 184 member Aa
Exons: 18
Coding region: 222-3635 (1137 amino acids)
Source: RefSeq, a predicted model, not a curated record
GACAGGAGCUCGUGAUCAUCUGCGCACCUCGCGCAUUUCGCGCAUUGUGCCGCACCGCAGAACACAUCUGGAUGCGGCGUAAUGCGCGCGCACUAGAGAGAGGGGAAAAGACAGAGAGUGUGUGUGUGUGUGUGUGUGUGUGUGACCCGAUGUACUGUAGCUCUCUGGUGCAUCAUGAUUCGCAGAGGAUCUUCUAGAAUGCUGUGAAGGGGGACGUGAAGAUGGCGACUGGAGCAGGACGGCAGCAUCAGCAACAGCAGCAGCAGCAGCAUCCUCCUCCUGCUCCUCCUCCUCCUCCUCCGGGAAACCCUGCUCCUCCUGCCGCCUGUGCAUCAGGACUCAGUCCGUCCUCCACAUCAUGCAACCUGUUUUACGAGUCAGGUCUCACCAUGGAGUACACGCACGACCUGCACCUGAAGAUGAGCAAGAAAAUAGCCCAGCUCACCAAGGUCAUUUAUGCACUCAACACCAAAAACGAUGAGCACGAAGAGGCCAUCCGUUCCCUGAAAGAUGCUCAUGAAGACGAGCUCGAGCACGUCUUGAGCGAGACCCGUGAGAAGAUCUUGCAUUACCGGAGCAGGAUGGGUGCCGAAGCCGAGCUCAAGCGGCGGCUCCACACUCUGGAGGAAUCCCUGGAGCUGCACGACCAGCUGAAACAUGAGGCGCUUGCUGAGUUCGAGCUGUACCGGCGUCGUGUGGAUGAGAUGCGGCUCAGCUCAGAGGAGCAGCACUCGCAGCGUGUCACCUCCAUGCAGCGUGAAGCCGAGGAGCUCCGCUGCGACUUCGAGGAGAAGCUGCGUUGCUUUAGCCAGCUGGAAGCCCGAAUCGAGCAGGAGAAGCAGCGGGCGAUGGAUGAGCUCAAAUCCAUCCAUCAUCACGAGCUGCAGGAGCUCGUGGAGAACCACCAGCAAAGCCAGAGCGCCUCGGUGUGCGUGGAUCAGGAGGAGCUGAUCGAGCUGGAGGAGCUUAUAGAGGAGCUGAAGCAGGAAAAGGAGAAUCUGGAGGAGGAGUAUGAGGCGAAGCUGGACGAUUCGCGUGCAUUUUAUGAGCGAGAGCUCGAGUCAAUGAGACGCACGCAGCAGCUCACAACCGAGAACCUGUUAGCCUGGAAGAGGAGUGAAGUGGAGCUCAGGAAGGAGUUUCAGCUGCAGGAGGCCGCACUGCAGAGGACGCUGUGCAAACUUCGCUCUGAUCUGCAUCGUGCACAGGAGGAGGCGCGCGAGAGCCGGGACAAGACCAACAGGCUGCAGGCGUCUCUCAAUAACGCCGAGGUCACCAUUAAGGAAUUACAUAAGCAGCUGGAGGAGGCCAUACAGGACAGAGAGAUUUGGGUGAUGCAGCUAAAGGAUACGGAGUACGAGUUGGAGGGAAGCAGAGAUCGAGUGCAACAGCAGGCCACUGAAAUCCUUCACAAAGCCAGUCAGAUCGGGACGCUGCAGGCCACUCAGAUGAGCCACGAGGCCACGAUCAAGGACCUGCAGCAGGAGCAGAGCCGACUGAGGGAGAAGAUCGUCCAGCUGGAGGAGGAGAAGGACAGACUGCAGAGUCAGAGCCAGGCUUUAGACGAACAGCAGCGCCUGCAGAUCCUCAACCUGGAGAAAUCCCUGUGUGAGCAGAAACAAACCUACGAGCUGGAUUUGGCUCAGGCCCGGGCUAAAUACGAAGAGGAGGCUGCUCACGUGAAAGAAGACGAAGCUGAGGCUCUUGAGGAGGUCAUGGAGCAGCACAGAGAGCAGCUGGAGAGUGCACACAGCGCCGCAGAGAGAGAGAAAAACCAGAUCAUUAACGAAAUGAAACAGCAGUAUGAGAUUCAGCACCUCUCGCUGGAUGAACAGAGGAGCCGCAUGCAGCAGCAGCUGGACACGUUCCGUGAGGAGCUCACUGCCAAACUCAACAUUGCCAACCAAGAAGUAUCUCAUCUGAAGGAGCUGGUGAGGGAGGGUGAAGCAAACCUGGAUUCAGCUGAGAACCACAUCUCCCGUCUGAAGGAGAACCAGGAGAAGCUGCUCAUUGAGCUGGAUGCAGCCAGAGCCAGAGUUAGAGAAACCAGCCAUGUUCUCACUGAUCUGCAGGAAGAGAUCGAAAGCCAGAAGCAGCAGCACGAUGCCAGGAUCAUUGCCAUCAAAGCUGAGGAAAAGCAGAAAAUGGAUAAAAUCACCGAGGAGCUCGAUCACAAAUGGACAGACGCUCUGAGAGCUGAGCUUAAGACGCUAAGAGAGGAGCUGACGGAUGAAUACGAAGCCGAUAAGCAGGCGGCUUUCAGCCAGUUAUCUCAGCAGAGAGAUGUGGAGAUCAUGGCGGCCAGAGAGAGCUGGCAGAGGAGGGUGGAGGAUCUCCUCGAACAGAUCUCCUUACUGAAGCAAAGUCUGAAGCUUCAGCUCUCGCAGUCGAACAGCGCUCUGCAGCAGCUCCAGUCUCAGUUCACUCAGGAGCGACAGCACUUGGCGCAGGAGCUGCACGAGUUAGCGCUGGAGCACCAACGGCGAGAGCACCAGCUGCAGGACGCCCACUGCAGCACCAUGCAGGACCUGGAGGAGGCGCGCCAGCUCGAGCUUAGGGAGCUGGAGGACCGGCUGAAGCAGGAGCAACGUGAGGAAGUGCACGCUCUAAGAGAAGCUCACAGACAGACGCUGGAGAUUUUGCAGCAACAGUCUGAUCAGGAGCUGCAAACUCUACGCUUCGAGCUUGAAGACGAGGGAAAGGCCAUGCUGGCCUCUCUGCGAUCCGAGCUGAAUCACCUCCAUGCCACAGCUAUUGAGCACCUGAGACAGAAAAACCUGCAAGAAAAAACAGUAUCUAAAAGAGAGCUGGACAAAACAGUGGAGUGCAGCAAACACCAUGAGCAGGAUCUGCUGGUUCAGUUAUCAGACCUGCAGAAGGAGGCGAACUGCAGAAAGAACCGUGUCACCGAUUUGGACCAUGAGAUUCACUCUCUGAACGAAACCAUCAACACGCUGACCAAAGAGCUGGAGCUGAAGGGCAAAGAGGUUCUGCGUGCCCGCAGCGAAGCCAAUCUGCAGAUCAGGGCUCAUGAACAAGACCUGUCUAAGAGGCACGAGAGGGAUUUGGGGGAGCUCAACACAAGCCAUAACAGAGAAACGCAAAUCAUGUUGUCAGAUUUUAACAAAGCUCAGGAGCUGCUAAAGGACAAGAUCUCCGCUCUGCAAAUCCUGCUGGAGGGCACAGAGGAGAAGUUUCGAAACCGCGAGAGCAGACCAGAGGAUCUGCAGACGAUCGCAGAGCUCCGAGAGAUGGUGGCUGAAAGAGAAACUCUGGUCAAAAAGCUGGUGGAUGAUAAGAAGUUCUACCAGCUGGAGCUGGUGAAUCGAGAUACGAGCUUCAAUAAAGUGUUUAACUCCAGCCCCAAUGUGGGGGUCAUUAACCCGCUUAUAAAGCAUAAGAGUAGAAAAGCUGCAAUCCGAUUCGUCAGCUCUCCAAACCUAAGUGUUGUGGAAGUCGAAGGGAGAGGGGCGGGGCCUACCAGCCUAGAGUCUGUCCCAAGUUCCCCCAAUCAGCACGCAGAGCACAAAGCUCCGUCCCUGACCCUGCCCACGCGGAGCCCUCGUGAGAGCGACAAUCCGACAGUACCAUCAGAAGAGCCGCAGGAACUCUCGUCCCAAUACUUCUCGUUCUGACACUUUCCACCUGAAGAGCAUGUGAAACAGCACUUUUCAGUCGUCCAUUAGUUCGUGUUAUGCACUUCACUGUGACUUUCACUUCCUGAUUUUAUUUCUAUAAUAAUUAUUAACAAUAUACCUUUCACUUGGGCAUUAAUGCAAUAUGAGAGGAGAGGUAUAUCCGAUUUCGUUAUAUGCACAGAUCAGAUAAACUCUUCUUGAAGGACCGAAACUGUUGGAAUAACACUGUCUUGCCAGAUUAAAAAAAAAAAAAUUACAAUUAAUUGCACAAUUAAUUGUUUAUAUUUGUAUUAUAUUGUCUUGUUACAAACAAUAAACCAUCAAUUAUAAAGAGAUGUUUGUAUCUUCCGAUUCAAAUAUUGUUAACAGAAAAUAAGUGUGU